Messenger RNA from Populus nigra (black poplar), 1775 nucleotides. RefSeq names its product salicylic acid-binding protein 2-like. The transcript has 4 exons. Bases 468 to 1466 code for a protein of 332 amino acids. The record is from RefSeq and is a predicted model, not a curated record. Gene Ontology annotation, biological process: salicylic acid metabolic process; jasmonic acid metabolic process. NCBI's taxonomy places the organism in Eukaryota, Viridiplantae, Streptophyta, Magnoliopsida, Malpighiales, Salicaceae. Gene Ontology annotation, molecular function: methyl salicylate esterase activity; methyl jasmonate esterase activity; methyl indole-3-acetate esterase activity.
AAAAAAAAAAAAAAAAAGAUUUUGUCAAACAGGAUAAUUUGUGUGCCAGGACAACCGCAUACUAUGCUACUCUAAGCAAUCAGCUGGAACCAAAUACUAAAAUCUAAUUUGCUGGCUGGUAAAGAAAAAGCUACCAUCAGAUCCCUUCUCUUCUCCGUUUGGAUGGACCCCUGAAGCAGCCAUGUCCAGAGCUGUAACUUCAUAACCAGCUGAUUUAAAACGAAAAUAAUUUAUGUUGCUCUGUCUGCACCCUUCCUCUUCGCUGCCUCUCCUCUCUUACGCCUUGGGCUCAAAUUCUAAUAAGUGAAGAGAGAUCAACAAGUUUUUAAUCUCCAGAUCUGCACUCUAAAGUCCUCUCUUCCUUCUCGAAGACACGAAUCUGAAGUUUAAGUCAUCACUCACAACCAAAUAAUUGUUAAUUUUUUAACUGUCAUUGAUCUAGACAGAAAUAAAAUCUUAAAUUUGCCAUGAGGAGUCACCUGGGUCUCGCCCUAGUUUGCCCGGGUCAUGGGUCGACCCUUCAAGUUGACCGGGUUUUGCCGGGUCGUUAUACCAGCCGGUCUUUUGAAAAACACGAACAUGUCCAGCCACCAGGUCGACCCGGGAACCAAUCGACUCACCGGGCUAGUCCGGGUUCAAUAACUAUGGCAUCAAACCACAACAUCAAAAGAAUGAGAGAGGUCAACAAUCAAAAACAGCAUUUUGUUUUGAUCCAUGGUUCAGUUGCAGGAGCCUGGGUAUGGUACAAGGUCAAGCCAAGGCUAGAGGAAGCUGGCCACCGUGUCACAGCUCUUGACAUGGCUGCAUCAGGGCUGAACACACAAAAAAUUGAAGAAGUUCGCACUUUUGAUCAGUAUAAUGAGCCCUUGAUGGAGUUCAUGGCCAAAUUACCUGAAAAUGAAAAGGUUGUAUUGGUGGGGCACAGUUUAGGUGGCUUGAAUCUGGCUUUUGCUAUGGAGAAAUUCCCAGAGAAAGUUUCUCUUGCUGUUUUUCUUACUGCAAUCUUGCCUGAUACCGUGCACCAGCCAUCUUAUAUGUUAGAAAAGUAUUCUGAAAUCGGUCCCAAGGGAGAAGAGUGGCAAGACACUCUGUUUUCAUUACAUGGAACCCCUGAAGAACCGCAUGCAUGUGUUCACAUGGGAUUCGAGUUUAUGAAGUGCAAGCCCUUUCAUCUUUCCUCCGCUGAGGAUCUAGCUCUGCAGAUGCUCUUAAAUAGACCAGGAUCGAUGUUUGUGGAAAGCCUGUCCAAGGCAAAGAAGUUCACUGAUGAGAGAUAUGGAUCAGUGCCGCGAGUUUAUAUUGUUUGUACUGAGGAUUUAAUGAUGUGUGCCUCAUUUCAGCGCUGGAUGAUUGAGCAAAAUGGGGUAAAGGAAGUGAUGGAGAUUCCUGCAGAUCAUGUGCCAGUUUUUUCUACGCCUGCAGAACUCUGCCAUUCUAUACUGGAGUUGGCACGCAAGCAUGCUUAGAUGGCAUAUACGCCGCGUAUCCUUAGCUGGUGUGUUUUUAUGUGUGUGAUAGUUGUGCAGCCCAUCUAGGCUGCAUUUGCUUCGGAUUUGUGUUAGAUUGUUGAAGGAAUCGGGUUGUUUUUAUUUUUUAUUUUUGGCUAUUAAAGAAAAAAAAAGAGAAAUAAAUGGUUAUUCAUUGGUGUUAGAUUGUAGAAGGAAUUGGGUCGUGUCCAUAGCUGGUGUGCGAAUUAUGUAUUAUGAUUUGAGUUUGUUAUCUUUGUUCACAAAGAUUCAAAACAUUUUAACUUGAUAAGUUGCUUCCCUUUAUUA